AUGUCUUCUAUACUGCGGGGGAUCAAGGAGCUGCGCGACAUGCGCAAGGAGCUCAAGCAGAGCAUAGCAGACGGGACCUUUGGCCGCUUCUCGGACGACGACGACGACGACGACAGCGUGACGGUCCCGACGGCGGAGGACCUCCGAACCGAGCCCAGCAGCAACCCGUUCAUCCAGCUCGUCAUGCCAGGCUACGAGCGCACGCUCCGCGAGGCGCCGCACGACUGGACGACGGACCCGCUGAUAACCUCGCGCGGCCCGGUGGCGUACGAACCGCUGAGCGCGGCGGACUGCCAGAUCCGGGUGUUGACGGUCCUGCCGGCGGCGGAGAGCGGCGGGGCCGGCGACGCGAGCGCCCCGAUCCGCUGCGAGCUCGAGACGGUCAGCCUGCUGGCGCCGGCGGUCGAGGGCUACACGGCACUGAGCUACAUGUGGGGCGGCGGGGGCGAGGGCGGCGAGCGCAGGACGGUGGCGGUGGACGGGCGGCUGUUCCAUGCGACGCCGAACCUGCACGCGGCGCUGCGGGAGCUGCGGGCCCGCGGCCACCGGAGGCUGUGGAUCGACGCCGUCUGCAUCAACCAGGCGGACCGCGAGGAGCGCUCGCAGCAGGUGCUGCAGAUGCGCUCCAUCUACGCCCGCGCCGCCAAGACGCUCGUCUGGCUCGGGCCCGAGUCCGCCACCAGCAACCUGGCCAUGCAUCUGCUCAACGUGCUGUCCGCGCCGCCGGGGGACUUUGGCACGGGCCAGAAGAGGUCCUACAGGGAGGCUGUCAAGGGGAGGUAUCUGCCCGAAGUGAGAGAGGUUGGCGGCGAUGAUGGGCGGCAGGGACAGCGGCAGCAGCAGGAGCAGCAGAAGCAGCAGAAGCAGCAGACGACAAAGACUGGUUCUCCCGGCAACGGCCUGGACCAAGGCCUAUACGCCGACGCGUGGCUGGCCUUUGACGAGCUGUUUGACCGCGAGUACUGGCGGCGCAUGUGGAUCAUUCAGGAGAUCACCGUGUCUCGGGACAUUGACAUCAUGUGCGGGUUCGAGACCAUCAGCUGGAAGAAGCUGGAGGUGGCGUUCUGGGGAGGGCCGGACAAGGGGCUGAAUCCAAUGUUCGACCCGACGGUUGGCGUCGACUUCAGCCGCCCCCCGAGACGCACGGGGGAGAUGUUUGACUUUUGGGGCUGGAGAAAAGCCAUCGCGGGCGGCCAGCCCAAGACGCUGCUGAAGGCCAUGUUGGACUGUCGAUCCUCCAAGGCUACGGAUCCGAGAGACCACAUCUACGCGCUGCUGGGAAUCACCAUGGACGGGUCUAUUUUGGUGCCGGUUCCGAAUUACGCACUCCCCGUCGCAGAUGUAUUUACCUCUUUAGCGACGAGCAUGAUCGAGACCAGCGGCAAUAUUGACCUGAUAUGUCUGCAACCGCGCUCAGGAAACAAGAAAACACCCGGACUCCCCUCGUGGGUGCCCGACUGGGCCGACCUCGCCGACGUCGACCGGCCGUAUGCGCACAAGAUGGCGCUGCAGGCGGGAAACAAACUGCACGACCCCAACAUCCAGCUCUUCAACACCAUCUCCGAAGGCGGGUACAGAAGCCUGGUCAGGAACGGCAUGCUCUCGUGCUCGGGCAGGCUGUACGACGUGAUAGACGGGCUCUCGGGCACGCUCGGGGCGGACGGCAAGCCCGUGGACGGCGGGGAGGCGGGGAUGGUGCAGCCCGACAACCCGACGACGUGCUACCCGGGCGUGCUCGCCACGGCCGAGGCCAUCCAGCAAUCGCUGCACCAGCUGCUGGACUGGACGCGCGAGGUGGCGGGCCGCGACCGUGCCGACGUGCUCAGCAGCUGCUGGCUCGGGGACCGGGGGCUCCCGCUGCUCGAGGCGAAGCACAGGGCGCUGGGCCGCUGGCUCGAGGCGAACCGCGACUUCGUCGUCGGCAGCGUCGAGCUGGGCCGCUGGCUGGACAUGCACCACGGCGGCUACAAGGGCCUGAUCAACCGCGUGCGCACGCAGUCGCGGACGGCGGCCCAGCAGCUGCUGUUCGAGGAGCGGGCCGACCGCUGGAUGGCCGAGGCCGAAGCCGUCCUCAAGUCCGGCAUGAGGCUGAUGACCACGGCCAGGGGCCGCGUGGGGAUGGCUCACCCGCAGGCGAGAAAGGGGGACCACGUCUGCUUGAUGGAGGGCAUGGACACCUUUGUGAUCCUCAGGCCGUACGCUGGCACGGCCGAGGAUAAGGCAAACAGGGACGCGGUGGAGCGCGAGCUAAAGUCGCAGAGGUUCGUGAAUGGGCUGACGGCCGAGACGAGAUUCUCAGAAGGGUAUCAGGUCGUGGGGGAGGCCUACGUCAAGACGCUGAUGAGGUUCGAGACUCUGAUCGUCAGCUUCCUGGCCUCGGCCACUCUGGCCGUCCCCGCAAACGGAGACGGAGCCAACGCGGCCCUGCAGGCCCGGAACCCGGUCCUCGGGAUCGGUCCGGUCCCCGCCCAGUUUGAUAAGCGCCAGAAGCGGGACAUCAAGGACAAGAUCGAGGAGGGCAAGAAGAAGUUCGAGGACCUAAAGAAGCACCUGCCCAAGCCCCCCAAAUCCAACUCUACCAAGCCGGGCAAGCCGGGCAAGGCCGAGGUCAAGCGCGCCGCGUCGGCGGAGCUCUUUAGCGAUCCCCAGGACGCCGUGGUCAAGAAGGCCGGGUCCGAGGGGGAUGACGACGGCACCAAGAAGAGCAACGACGGCAAGAAGAGCAAAGACGGCAAGAAGAAGCAUCUGCCGGGCGGCAAGAACAACACCAAGCCCGGCAAGCCUCCCAAGAAGAGCGAUCCCAACAAGGACGGCAAGCCCAAGCGCAGCGUGAACCUGCAGGAGCGCGACUCCAUGGACGCCGCUGCAGAUGAGAAGCCCGGCAAGGACUCCGAGUCCGGGAAGGGCUGCGGCAAGGACAACAAGGGUGGCAAGGACAACAAGGGUGGCAACCAGAAGCGCAGCUGGAUUGCCGAGUCCGGCAAUGACUGUGGCAACGAGGGGCAGCCCGAGGACUCCAAGAAGUCCAAGGGUCCCAAGAAGCCCAAGGGCCCCGGCAAGGGAACCAACAGCACCAGCCCCAGGCGCAAGCCCUCCAAGCCCAAGGGCAAGCGCUCUCUGCCCAUCAAGCUCCCCGCCAUUUUCUAA
Messenger RNA from Pyricularia pennisetigena, 3147 nucleotides. RefSeq lists its product as uncharacterized. The coding region runs from base 1 to 3147 and encodes 1048 amino acids. Lineage: Eukaryota; Fungi; Ascomycota; Sordariomycetes; Magnaporthales; Pyriculariaceae. The record is from RefSeq and is a predicted model, not a curated record. The transcript is spliced from 3 exons.